UUACAUGGAGUAUCUUCUAGCGGAAUCACUGAGCGCUGAUUCUCUCCCUGUCAAAGCAAGUGACCUUUAUUUUGAGGUUUUCAACAAAUUUCUACUGGACCACAAGAGAAAGGAAAUUCCAUCUGAAAGCAGCACACUGGAUAAGCUUUCAGAGCUAGCAGCUGAAUUGCUUGUAAAGAAGAAGUUUCUUUUUGUUAAAGAAGACAUGACAAAGUUUGAUUUACGUGAAGUUGAAAGCCUGAGAGCAAGUGGCAUUCUUCAUUCUGGUCCUCCUUUCAGGAAAUCUGCCUUUGAAGAGACGAAACAUUUUUGUUUCACACACCUUACUCUACAGGAGUAUUUGGCGGCUCGUUGGUUUGUGGAGAGAGGAGAGAUUCCCUCCACACGAAAAGUGUCUUCAAUGGUUAUGCAGUUCAUGGCUGGUAUUUUAUCGAAGAAAAGAGACAAUAAAUUCAUGGAGAAAUUACUUGAAGUACUGCAAUCAGAUGAAAGCGGCUGUCGGGGCCUUCUCAACAGAGUAAAGUGUCUCGCUGAGUAUGAAGAAAAAGAUUUCGCAAAAAAUAUCAUAAAGAAACAUUCCUCUCAAUUCAAGUUUCGCAGAUUCCAUUCCUUAACUGAUGUGGACUGUAUUGCUGUUUCGUUUUUGUUAAGUGUGUUUGGUGAACUGAAUAAAGAAGACACUAAAAAACAUAGACCAUUUCCUGAGUUGAGCAUCUCAAAGUCAAAUCUAACACAGUCGGGAAUAAAACGAAUCUGUAAAUCUUUGGAAAAAGAGUUUCGUUCCGUCAAAACACUGUCGCUGAGUAAGUGUGGCUUAAAUGACGAAUGCGUCGAUUGCAUCAAAGAAUUAGUUUCAAGUAGAUUAACUGAACUAGCACUGGAGGAAAAUGAGAUCACUGAUGCCGGUGUAACCCGUUUGAGUGAAGCAUUACAGUCACCAGCUUGUAAAGUAACCACACUAAACCUGAGUGGUAAUCAGAUCACUGAUGAGGGUGUUACCAGUUUGAGUCGAGCACUACAGUCACCAGCUUGUAAAGUGGCCAGACUAAAGCUAGAUGGUAAUCAGAUCACUGAUGAGGGUGUUACCAGUUUGAGUCAAGCAUUACAGUCACCAGCCUGUAAAGUAACCACACUACGCCUGGAUGGUAAUCAGAUCACUGAUGCGGGUAUUGAAAGUUUGAGUGAAGCAUUACAGUCACCAACCUGUAGAGUAACCACACUAGGCCUGGUGCGCAUUCUGAUCACUGAUGCCAGUGUUAUUAGUUUGAGUCAAGCAUUACAGUCACCAGCCUGUAAAAUAACUUCACUAUACCUGGGUGAAAAUCAGAUCACUGAUGCCGGUGUUGCCAGUUUGAGUCAGGCAUUACAGUCAACAACCUGUCAAGUAACCACACUACACAUGGGUAAGAAUCAGAUCACCGAUACUGGUAGAGAAUAUCUUAGAAGUCUGAAGCACCAAAAACCAGAUCUUGAAUUAAAGUAUUAGAACAAUAGAGAGAAAUGAGAAAUCUUAAGGAAACGUUUUAAGCUGGAUAGACAAAGUUCACAAGUCAUUGCUGAUAUAGCUUUGGUGUUGAUUUUUUUGUAAACCUUACUUAAAAUCUGUUGUUAGAAUUCUUUAAGGCAAAAAAUAAUUACAAACAUUUUGAACCAUUAAAAUAAUAUUUAUUUAAUCAGUUAAUAAUGACUGAGUCUUACUGCAGAGAUUGUUGUAAUGUUGAGUUCUUAUGUUUUCCUUUGUGCCCGUAAGAAGUCGUAAUCUUUGUAAAUAAAGAGUUUGUUAAUAUCAAUGAUCGACUAAACUUCGUUUAAACUCUGUCUCGAGGUGGGGUGAUGAUAUUUUAAACUAAGUCUAGAAUUCGCUUUUGAAUAUUAGAUACUUGAGGGGUUGGGUAGAAAAUAUCAAAAAAUCCCUGUAAAUUUAUGAAACCAAAAUGACAAUGAUCAAACAUCGAGUAUUGCGGCAGUAAGGCGUUUUUC
This is a messenger RNA of Orbicella faveolata, 1980 nucleotides long. RefSeq names its product NACHT, LRR and PYD domains-containing protein 3-like. The record is from RefSeq and is a predicted model, not a curated record. Lineage: Eukaryota; Metazoa; Cnidaria; Anthozoa; Scleractinia; Merulinidae.